Messenger RNA from Ixodes scapularis (black-legged tick), 3382 nucleotides. RefSeq names its product integrator complex subunit 6 (gene IntS6). Gene Ontology annotation, cellular component: integrator complex. NCBI's taxonomy places the organism in Eukaryota, Metazoa, Arthropoda, Arachnida, Ixodida, Ixodidae. Bases 507 to 2993 code for a protein of 828 amino acids. Gene Ontology annotation, biological process: snRNA 3'-end processing. The transcript has 9 exons. The record is from RefSeq and is a predicted model, not a curated record.
AUUUAAAAUUCUCCUUGCUUCUACACCCCCACACCCCACCGCAAUGCAAUACAUGCGAUGACUAAAUCGCAAUCGAACUACGCCGUUUCUGGACAGGCAUUCGAUAUUUGGGGAUGACUUCCGCCUUCCCAACUAGGAUUCUGCGCUUCUGUCGAUUUUCUCGUGUUCGCUUUCACGCUACCAAAGUUGCGAGAAGCCCAGAGAAGCCUGUUCUCUGCGGCUCAUUUUUUUAUUAAAUUUAUUGUUGGGCUUUUUUCUAUCUUGUUUACGCGGCGCACCCGUCCAAUCACGAGGGCGCGGAGUCACGUGGCCCCCGACGUUUUCGCUCGCACCCAGCGAGCGAGCAAGCAAGCCCCCAGCGGGUCCGGCAGAGAUGCCAGAGUGGAGGCGAUCGGUGUGGCGGCCGCUUUGUCGGUGUGGCGCGCGCCACGGAAGUACUAAUUUUAAGUUUCCCAAGUGCAUUCAAACGACCAGCAGUGCGGGGUCGUGUUCGUAGAGUCGGUAGCAUGACUAUCAUCGUAUUUCUAGUGGACACAAGUGCCUCGAUGAACCAGCGGACUUACUUGGGCGCGAGGCUCUCCGUUUUGGACGUUGCAAAGGACGCAGUCGAGCGCUUCAUCAAGAUCCGACAACGGGACUCGGCGAGUCGGGGUGACAGGUACAUGCUGCUCACGUUCGAAGAGCCCCCGUCGAACAUCAAGGCGGGCUGGAAAGAGAACCACGCCACGUUCAUGGCGGAGCUGAAGAACCUCCAGGCCACGGGACUCACGACGCUAGGGCCCGCGCUGAAGAACGCCUUUGACCUGCUCAACAUCAAUCGCAUGCAGACGGGCAUCGACACGUACGGGCAGGGUCGCUGCCCGUUCUACCUGGAGCCCUCCAUCCUCGUAGUCAUCACGGACGGCAGUCGACUCAGCUCUUCGGCAGGAGUUCACGAUGAGCUGACGCUACCGAUGCACUCCGCCGUGCCGGGCUCGGAGCUCACCAAGGAGCCGUUCCGCUGGGACCAACGCAUGUUCGCGCUCGUGCUUCGAAUGGCCGGAACGCAGCCACCGCCGGCGCCGCAGGAAGCGACGCCGCUGGCGACGGACCCGUCGGCCAUCGACGACAUGUGCCAGGUGACCGGCGGUCGCUCCUUCUGCGUCACCUCGCACCGGGCCCUCGUGCAGAGCCUCGAAGCGCUCGUGCAGAAGGUACAGGGCGGCGUGGUCAUCAACUUCGAGAAGGUCGGCGCCGACCCUCCGGACGUGGAGAGCGCGGAACCCGGCUGGCAGAACUGCCGGCGGCUCAUCUACGUGCAGCGGUCGGCCCAGAAGGGGUACUCGGUGGGGCACUGGCCUAUUCCAGAGGCCUUCUGGCCGGACAUGAACUCCCCUUCGCUGCCGCCGCGCAGUGCACAUCCGAAUGUCCGCUUCAGCUGUGCCCACAGUGAUCCCAUGGUCAUCGACAAUCUGCCCUUUGACAAGUACGAGCUGGAACCUUCGCCCCUUACCCAGUUCAUCCUGGGACGCAAGCAACCCACGGUGGCGUGGCAGGUCUUCGUGGGCUCAAGUCACCGGUCAGGAGGGGAGCUGGGCCAUGCCUUUGGCUACCUCAAGGCCAGCACCAACCUGACGUGCGUCAACCUGUUUGUGCUGCCGUACAACUACCCCGUGCUCCUGCCCCUGCUCGAAGACCUCUUCAAGGUGCACCGGUGCAAGCCGACCAGGGAGUGGAAAGUGCAGUUUGAUGCAUACCUCAAGAACAUGCCCCUGUACUAUGCGGGUCCCUUGAAGCGGGCGCUGCAGCGCAUGGGGGCCCACAACCUGGUGCCGGACUCGAUGGAAAACUGUCUCAGCUACACGGUGCUCAAUUACCUCAAGCGCCUCAAGAAUCAGGCCAAGGCGGAGUAUGAAAAACUGGUGUCGGCAGUCGGAGGGAACAACAAGCCGGUUGGUGGCGCCCCCGACAAUGUGCGUGCGAGUCCGGGUGUGCCCCGGGCCUCAACGGGGGAGGUGGCAAAGCUGUCGGAGCUGCCUCUCAGCUGGAACCCUGCCCUGAGGGAACGGCUCCAGUGUCUGCGCCAGGAGCUCAAUGACUUUGCGGGGUUCGGGGUGGCUUUGGUCACGGCUCGGCCGACGGACGCGUUGCUGGCGGAUGCCUUGCGGAACCCCUUCGACAUCGGACGUUCGGCGCUGCUCGACCAAGUGGCGCGGAUGAGGGCACACUAUCUGCACGCAACACCGGGCGGCGUUCUGACAGCACGCCUUCACGACGCCGAGCAACUGCACAGCCUUCCCGUGAGCCAAAUGGGCAACUACCAGGAGUACCUCAAGCGCAUGCCAACGCCUCUGCGAGAAAUUGAGUCCACUCCUGUGAGGCAACACAUGUUUGGCAACCCCUUCAAGAUAGAGAAGCGCAUGAUGGUGGACGAGGCCGACCUGGACAUGGUGACGAGCCAGGCGCGGGGACACAAGCGGGCAGCCCCCGAGCCCCCCGGGGGGCCCCGGGCCAAGCGGCGGCCGGGGCCCCUGCCCAGGGACUUCGGACACCGGAGCCGCAGCCCCACGCCUCCCACCUCCCCCACGCCCAACGGACCCAGUCCGGACGGCCCUCAGAGUCCCGGUGCAGAGGCCAAGCCCACCAGGGCACCUCCACCCAUGGGAGAACCGGAGGAAGAGGCGAGCAAUGGCUGGGCUCCCGUGGAGCCUGACCGCGCUGCCCUGGGACCCUGGGAAGAGCGGAACGGCCAGCCGUCGGCAAUGCCACCCGAGCCUUGGCGCGACAACGGCUUGCUCCGAGGCUGCUUGCUCAAAGAGGUUCGCAGGCCUGGACGCAACUUUGAGCGCCUGUUUGAGCUGCUGGGCCUGGUGCAGGGGGGCCUGGAGACCCGGGUGUGCAUGGUGCGCCACGUGAUCCACGAGGCCGGACGCUUCAAGCGCCGCCUCCUCAUGCGCCUCCUGCGGGACUUUGAGCAGCGCCUGGUCGACGCCGCCGCAUUCCCCUCCGCCUAGGCCCCGCCCCCGACCCCCCGUCGGGGUGGGGCACACGGGCACAACACGCCAUGAGAGCGUUCGCUCACUGGAACGUCCACUCUCCAGAGCGUUAGUUUCCCGGACCUUGCGCUUUGCGAGCGUUCGCUCCGCGGGCACCCGCUCAGCGACAUUGGCUGUCAGCGACACUUCGCGGCGCAUGCGUUUGCGAGGACGUGCCUUUGCACGCCUGCCACUGGUUCGAUCGUCUGAUGCCUCACAGCAGGCAGACGGGCGAGCGAUGAUAACGCCGUUUCGGCGGGGCUACCCCGUGAAAAGAAGAGCGCUCUGCUCGGGGCCGCCCUGGGAGCGUGGUGGCCCCGAUCGGCGCAUGACGGCAUGGCAAACAAUAGAGAGAGGUGUUUUUAUUA